CCUUGGACCGUCUACGCCAUGAACUGGAGCGUCCGGCCCGACAAGAGGUUCCGCCUGGCGCUCGGCAGCUUCGUGGAGGAGUAUAACAACAAGGUGCAGCUUGUUGGUUUGGAUGAAGAGAGCUCAGAGUUCAUCUGCAGGAACACCUUUGACCACCCUUACCCCACCACAAAGCUGAUGUGGAUCCCAGACACCAAGGGAGUCUAUCCAGACCUGUUGGCCACCAGUGGUGACUAUCUGCGAGUGUGGAGGGUGGGUGAAACCGAGACCCGACUGGAGUGUCUGCUCAACAACAACAAGAACUCUGAUUUCUGUGCUCCACUGACAUCCUUUGACUGGAAUGAAGUGGAUCCUUACCUGCUAGGUACCUCUAGUAUUGACACAACGUGCACUAUUUGGGGUCUGGAGACAGGACAGGUUCUGGGAAGAGUCAAUUUGGUCUCUGGCCACGUGAAGACACAGCUUAUUGCCCAUGACAAAGAGGUGUAUGACAUUGCCUUCAGCCGUGCAGGUGGGGGCAGAGACAUGUUUGCCUCGGUGGGGGCAGAUGGCUCCGUGAGGAUGUUUGACCUGCGUCACCUGGAGCACAGCACCAUCAUCUACGAGGACCCACAGCACCACCCUCUGCUGCGUCUCUGCUGGAAUAAGCAGGAUCCCAACUACCUGGCUACCAUGGCCAUGGAUGGCAUGGAGGUUGUGAUUCUAGAUGUCAGAGUUCCCUGCACUCCUGUUGCCAGGCUAAACAACCACAGAGCAUGUGUAAAUGGAAUUGCUUGGGCACCUCAUUCCUCCUGCCACAUCUGUACAGCAGCGGAUGACCAUCAGGCUCUCAUCUGGGACAUCCAGCAAAUGCCUCGUGCCAUUGAGGACCCUAUCUUGGCCUACACAGCUGAGGGAGAAAUCAACAAUGUACAGUGGGCAUCCACCCAGCCAGACUGGAUAGCUAUCUGCUACAACAACUGCCUGGAGAUCCUGAGAGUCUAACACUGCUGCUCUGUGCCACGCCGAGGCAGGGCUGGAUACCUUCCCCUCCCCUCUAAAGUAAGAACACCACCAGUCAAGUGGCCAGUAUCUGUUAGUGCUUUGCAUCUACUGUUACAAGGAACUGUUACAAGAAUCCGGGGCAGGUGUGUCCUGUCUCUCCAGACUCUAAAAUGCAGAGAUGUGCUGAGCCUCUUGGACCUUCUGGGUUCUGGUUUUCUUGUUGGGUUUCUUUUUCCUCCCCCCUCAGUAAAAGUUCUGUAUAUUUGUUUGUUGACUGUGUUAAUAAGCUUGCAGGCUUUUAAGUUGCUGGGUAUGUCCAUGUGUUAGUCAGCCAGCUGAGGCAGCACAUCAACCAGUUGAACAGAUGCAGGUGCAAAACAAGGUGGGGGAAAAAAAGAAAAAAAAAAAAAAAGACAUUGAUGUUAACAGCCACCUUGGCAGGA
Molecule: messenger RNA, 1427 nt
Organism: Acanthisitta chloris (rifleman)
Lineage: Eukaryota; Metazoa; Chordata; Aves; Passeriformes; Acanthisittidae
Gene: DCAF7
Product: DDB1 and CUL4 associated factor 7
Exons: 7
Cellular component (GO): nucleus
Molecular function (GO): protein binding
Source: RefSeq, a predicted model, not a curated record